Molecule: messenger RNA, 1969 nt
Organism: Lonchura striata (white-rumped munia)
Lineage: Eukaryota; Metazoa; Chordata; Aves; Passeriformes; Estrildidae
Gene: GNB3
Product: G protein subunit beta 3
Biological process (GO): signal transduction
Molecular function (GO): protein binding
Source: RefSeq, a predicted model, not a curated record
ACAUUGGUGUCCUAUCUGACUCACACCUCUCUCCUUUGAUCUGUCUCCCCAGAAUCCAGGCUGCCCCGCGUGGAGGGAGCCACCCCUAGGUCAGAAAGAUGGGGGAAAUGGAACAGAUGAAGCAGGAGGCUGAGCAGCUGAAGAAGCAGAUUGCGGAUGCCCGGAAAGCCUGUGCAGACACAACGCUUGCUCAGAUUGUGUCUGGAAUGGAGGUCGUUGGGCGCAUCCAGAUGCGGACCCGAAGGACCUUGCGGGGACACCUGGCCAAGAUCUACGCCCUGCACUGGUCCACAGACUCCAAACUUAUGGUCAGUGCCUCACAAGAUGGAAAACUGAUUGUGUGGGACACAUACACAACUAACAAGGUUCAUGCCAUCCCUUUGCGUUCUUCCUGGGUCAUGACCUGUGCCUAUGCCCCCUCUGGCAAUUUUGUGGCCUGUGGAGGCCUUGACAACAUGUGCUCCAUCUACAGCCUCAAGUCUCGUGAAGGCAACGUCAAAGUGAGCAGGGAGCUCUCAGCCCAUACAGGAUACCUCUCCUGCUGCCGAUUUCUUGACGACAACAAUAUUGUGACUAGCUCUGGAGAUACCACAUGCGCGCUCUGGGACAUCGAGACAGGGCAGCAGAAGACUGUGUUCAUUGGUCACACUGGAGACUGCAUGAGCUUGGCCGUCUCCCCUGACUUCAAACUCUUCAUCUCCGGGGCUUGUGAUGCUACUGCCAAACUGUGGGACGUGCGGGAGGGCUCCUGCCGUCAGACCUUCUCAGGGCACGAGUCCGACAUCAACGCCAUCUCCUUCUUCCCCAACGGCGAAGCCAUCUGCACCGGCUCCGACGACGCCACCUGCCGCCUCUUCGACCUGCGGGCGGACCAGGAGCUCAUCAUGUACUCCCACGAGACCAUCAUCUGCGGGAUCACCUCCAUCGCCCUCUCCCGCAGCGGCCGGCUCCUGUUCGCUGGCUACGAUGACUUCAACUGCAACAUCUGGGACUCCCUGAAAGCAGAGCGUGUGGGAAUCCUUUCUGGCCACGACAACAGAGUGAGCUGCCUGGGGGUGACGGCGGAUGGCAUGGCUGUUGCCACUGGCUCCUGGGACAGUUUCCUCAAGAUUUGGAACUGAGGACAGCAGCAGAGAGGGGAUGAGCAGCAGAAGCACGGCCCACAGCCCGAGCCCACGCAAAACAGCAUCAUCAGCUGAGCACAACAGAAAUGCCUACCUACCACUCCCACUCGUCUCUAGACACAGGUCACUUGUAGGAGUCUCCCAGAGUGAAAGGAGAUCAGGGAGGAGAAGCAAGGGGAGCUGGGGAGUAGGAGCAAAUGCACUGGCCCUUCUCUCCACCUCUAAACAGCCCCAGCAGUUUCCAGCCUUGUGCAGGCUUGAAGACCUGUUCUUUAUGUCUCAGGACUUUGCAGUACAAUUCAGACACCCUGCACCUUCCUUCAGACACCUCUACCCACACUGGUACCCAUCCUCCUCCUUCAGGGGACCCCUCAUGCAACACCCACCCCAGACUAAGCUCUCUCUCUGCUUUAAUUCUCCCUAACUUCUCUGUGCAGCUGUUCUGCAUACAUGCAGACAGCCCCAGACACACUGGAUUUAUGAUUUCUAUGGCACCGCCUCAAACAUAAAGCUAGAGUAAAUUUGGCUCAUUUUCAUGGGGGAAUACUUAGCUCAAGUCCUAUCUAUGCAUAAAGGGGGGAAAGGCAGCCUUCAGAUCUGCCAGAAUAGCAGGGAAUAUAUUUAUUCUUUUGUUAGUUCAAGUCUUAUCUAUGCAUAAAUGGCAGAAAGGUAGCCCUCAAAACCUGCCAGAAUAUCAGGGAAUAAUAUAUUUAUUCUUAUUUGUUGUCUGCUUCCUGCUGUUCCUUCCCUCUUUGCCUCACUCCUGCAUUGUGUGGUGACCCUAUCUAACCAGUAGCCAUCAGCCCAUGUUUUCAAGUCUGUUUAGAUCUUUACAGCCCAGGCAA